UUGGUGAUAUCAUAGCAAAAGCACACUCAGGAAUAUGGAAAGAUCUUCAAGUCUCACUUUGGUCCCCAGUUUGUUGUGUCCAUUGCAGAUCGAGAUAUGGUUGCUCAAGUCCUCCGGGCAGAAGGUAGAGCACCACAAAGAGCUAACAUGGAAUCCUGGCAGGAAUACAGAGACUUACGAGGGAGAGCCACAGGACUGAUUUCUGCGGAGGGGGAACAAUGGCUAAAAAUGAGAAGUGUACUGAGGCAAAAAAUUCUAAAACCCAAAGAUGUGGCUGUUUACUCUGAAGGAGUCAAUGAAGUUAUCACAGAUUUAAUUAAAAGAAUCCACACCCUCAGAAGUCAAGAGGAUGAUGGGGAAACAGUGACCAAUGUUAACAACCUUUUCUUCAAGUAUUCAAUGGAAGGUGUAGCAACUGUUCUGUAUGAAUGCCGGCUGGGCUGCCUGGAAAACAACGUCCCACAGCAGACUGUUGAAUAUAUUGAGGCUCUGGAGUUGAUGUUUAGUAUGUUUAAGACCACUAUGUAUGCAGGUGCUAUUCCCAAAUGGCUUCGUCCACUUAUUCCAAAACCCUGGAGAGAGUUCUGCAGAUCCUGGGAUGGACUCUUCAAAUUUAGUCAAAUCCAUGUUGACAACAAAUUGAAGGCUAUUCAGUCUCAGCUGGACCAAGGAGAAGAAGUGAAUGGUGGGCUGCUUACGUACCUCCUAGUGAGUAAGGCACUUACUUUGGAAGAGAUCUAUGCCAAUAUGACUGAAAUGCUUCUGGCAGGAGUGGACACAACUUCUUUUACAUUGUCCUGGGCAACAUACUUGUUGGCAAAGCACUUUCAGCAGUGUGUUUAUGAAGAAAUAGUCAAUAAGCUGGGGAAAGACCAAGUUCCUGUUGCUCAUGAUGUCCCGAAAUUGCCUCUCAUUAGAGCUGUGUUGAAAGAAACCUUAAGGUUAUACCCAGUAUUGCCAGGAAAUGGAAGAGUAACCCAAAAGGACCUGAUCAUUGGAGGAUACUUGAUACCUAAAGGGACACAGCUGGCACUCUGUCAUUACACUACCUCAUACAGCGAAGAAAAUUUCUCAAUGGCAAAUGAGUUCCGACCUGAGCGAUGGCUGAGAAAGGACAAUUUGGACAGAGUAGACAAUUUUGGUUCCAUCCCCUUUGGUUAUGGCAUUCGAAGUUGCAUAGGAAAAAGAAUUGCAGAGUUGGAAAUUCAUCUUGCACUGAUUCAGUUGCUUCAGAAUUUUGAGAUCAAAGUUUCUCCCAAAACUCAACCAGUCCACGCCAAAACCCAUGGACUUUUGACUCCUGGAAAUUCCAUCAACGUGAGAUUUUCUGACAGAAAGUGA
Messenger RNA from Merops nubicus (carmine bee-eater), 1341 nucleotides. Its product is annotated as cytochrome P450 27C1-like. The record is from RefSeq and is a predicted model, not a curated record. Gene Ontology annotation, cellular component: mitochondrial inner membrane. Gene Ontology annotation, molecular function: iron ion binding; monooxygenase activity; heme binding. NCBI's taxonomy places the organism in Eukaryota, Metazoa, Chordata, Aves, Coraciiformes, Meropidae. Gene Ontology annotation, biological process: cortisol metabolic process; C21-steroid hormone biosynthetic process; glucocorticoid biosynthetic process.